GGCGGUGCUUCCGCCUGCGCGUGGCCACAGCCGACUGCUCGGCGGCGCCCCGGACCGUCGGGAACCGCGCCCGCAGCCGCCGGCCGCGCGGCCGGAUUAGAGGGCGAUGGAUCUGGAACCCGAGCUGCUGCUGCAGGAGGCCCGCGAGAACGUGGAGGCGGCGCAGAGCUACCGGCGGGAGCUGGGCCAUAGGCUGAAGGGACUGCAGGAGGCGCGGAGGCAGAUCAAAGAGAGUGCAUCCCAGACAAGAGAUGUCCUCAAACAGCAUUUUAAUGAUUUAAAGGGAACCCUGGGGAAGCUCCUGGAUGAGCGAUUGGUGACCCUUUUGCAAGAGGUGGACGCCAUUGAACAGGAGACCAUUAAGCCACUAGAUGACUGCCAGAAGCUGAUAGAGCAUGGAGUUAACACUGCAGAGGACCUCGUCCAAGAAGGUGAGAUCGCCAUUCUGGGUGGUGUAGGAGAACAAAAUGAAAAACUCUGGAACUUUACCAAAAAAGCCUCCCACAUCCAGCUGGACAGCUUACCAGAAGUGCCUUUACUGGUUGAUGUGCCUUGUUUAUCUGCCCAGUUGGAUGAUUCAAUUCUUAACAUAGUGAAAGACCACAUUUUCAAGCAUGGAACAGUAGCAUCUCGCCCACCAGUACAGAUAGAAGAAUUAGUAGAAAAACCUGGAGGCAUCAUCGUACGAUGGUGUAAGGUGGACGACGACUUUACAGCCCAAGAUUACAGGCUCCAGUUCCGGAAAUGUACUUCCAGUCACUUUGAGGAUGUGUACGUGGGCUCGGAAACUGAGUUCAUCGUGUUGCACAUAGACCCCAACGUGGACUACCAGUUCCGGGUCUGCGCCCGAGGGGACGGCCGGCAGGAGUGGAGCCCUUGGAGCGUCCCCCAGACAGGCCAUUCCACGCUGGUGCCGCACGAGUGGACAGCUGGCUUCGAGGGGUACAGUCUGAGCAGCCGAAGAAACAUAGCGCUCCGCAACGAUGCCGAGUCCUCGGGCGUCCUCUACUCCAGCGCCCCCACUUACUUCUGUGGGCAGACGCUGACCUUCAGGGUUGAAACUGUGGGACAACCAGACAGAAGAGACAGUCUGGGAGUGUGUGCAGAAAAGCAGAAUGGGUAUGACUCUCUGCAGCGGGAUCAAGCCGUGUGCAUUAGCACAAAUGGAAAAGUCUGCAGCUGUUCUGAUGCCUAUUCAUUUGUAUGAGCCAUUCAGGAUCUUUUUCAUCUUCACUAUCUACUUCCAUUUCUUGUGGACGGAGAGGUAAACAAGUAUCACUAUGGAAAUACAGACGAUUGUGUCCACUACUGUAUGUUCGUUGCUGUUCCACUUCUCCAUCUUCGGAUUCAAGAAAUUCAGACAUGCUUGCUUUUGUUCGUUUUGGCCUAAUGGAAAGAAAUGCUGACGUAAUGUUAAGUAACACAGAGAAGGCUCUUUAUAUUUCACAUCCGUCAAAUGGAGUACAUUCUUUCCUUACAGGUUUCUACCUAGGUAUGCACAAAACUUCCACUGGGAGACUUCUUUAAUCCUCCUGUCUAUAAGCACUAGGGCAGGAGCGACGUUAACAACACAGAAAAAAGCUGAAAGGAGAAGUGAGAAAACUUCUAUAGAAAUAGGAGUCAGGGAGGGUUAUAAGGCAGUAUACCACUCCCAAGACUUAGCUAAUACUGAAAGAAGGGGUCCCACCUAGAGAGUAGCCUUGUCUGGCUUCCCUUUAUUCCUCCAACAUCAGUACAAGUCAGAGAAUAAACUUGUUGUGUGACCUUUUUACCUACCUGCACACUAGAAUGUGUGUGAUAGGUGUUCUCUUUACUGGUCCAUUGCGACUAAAAGCAAAUCCAGGUUGGCGAUGAAUAUCCUGAGGAUUUCCUGCAUAGGAGCCAUCAUAACACUCGUUGAUAGAUACAUCUAUCCUAGCACCUUUUGGAUGAUACUGAAACAAAAAAUAGCAAGGUGUUUAGGAAAAGAAAAUAUUAAUUAUCCUACUCUAAAUACCUACCCCUCCAAUUUAAUUAAUUAAAAAGUAUUUGUGGGUUCUUAAUGUUUGGAAAACUAAAGUAAGCCAGGAAUACCAGCAUGGUGAACAGGAAGUCAGGAGACCUGAGGUCAAAAAGAUUUGUGUAUUUAAAAUCCUGGCUGUGCCAUUUAUUAGCUCGGUAACUUCGUAAGCUUAAUUCCUGUCUGAGCAAGGAUAAGGAAAUUAAUUAUCACUUAAUUAAUCACUUAAUUCAAAGAACUGGUGUGAGGAUUAUGUGAAUCAAUAUAGGUACACUAUGCAAAUAUAUGUAAAUCCUGAAUCAUUCAUUGUAAUUCAUGAACACAGCAUUCCAAAUGGAAAAAUUUUGGUAUAUUCUGCACAAAGUACAAUUUCUCUUUCCUUUCCUUUUUGGCUGCACCUACAGCAUAUGGGAAUUCCUAGGUCAGAGAUCAAACCUGCACACUGCAGUAACCAAAGCCAUAGCAGUGGCAAUACCAGAUCCUUAACCAACUGAGGCACAAGGGAACUCCCAAAGUACAAUUUAUGAAAGUCAAAUUGUUUUAUAAUGUAUGAGUUCAAAAGACUGAAGUUACUUACAACAUAAUUGAAGAUAAAUCUGCUAUGGCAGAGUUUAAGAUGCUUGAGUAAGCUAUAAAGUUUGCGGCAAUUCAGAGUGCACCAAGGGCAAUGUAGGUCAUCUCUUGCUUCAGUUUGUUGUCUUGUGUUGUUGUUAUAAAGGAACUUUAAAAGUAACAGAAAACAAAAACAGCAAAUCUCCAACUUGCAUAUCUCAAGAUAUUUUGUUUCAAUAUCACCUUUAAAAAUAGUUAAAACAAUUUAAAAGAAAAAUCAAGCCAGAGGCAUUCUUUUUAAUUAAAUAUGCCAAAACAUUUUAGAUAUAACAUGCAAAACAAAGGCAUCUCAUGAUUAUGUAAAAACAAGAAUCAGUCAUGUUUACCUGAUAAAAUAUUCUUAAUUUUUGUCGGUUUUCAUUAGAAGUAUCUUUUCUUGUUUGUAGGUCUGUAGUCAAUGAUUCUUUAACAGCUGAAAACAUAUACUUUAAUGAAAAUAUUUGCUUUUAAAAGUGAAAUAACUAUCUUGUGAAAAUAAUUAAACAAUAAAGGUUUCUCAAAAUUCUUCUUGUGUUUUUAACACUCUCAAUCCCCUAAAUCAGCAACCCUAAUGAGCUAUUAAGGUCCUUAUUGGCAGGAGCCAUAUUUUCCCUUUAACAACCAGAGUCUAUGUCCUAAAACAUUAUAAAAAUAGCCAAUUAUAUGUAGUCACGGUAAUUUUUAUAAUGUUUUAAUUUUAAGCACUUUGAGGUCAGAGUGUGGGUUUUUUUUUUUUUUUUAUUAAUUUAUCACACCUGUAGUUGUACAAUGAUCAGAGUGUGGUUUUGAUUGGUCUUUGUAUUCCCACUGUACAGCAGUGAAGAAGACAUCAAAAUGCUGGCUUAACAGAAAUAAAAAUGAUUAUAUUAACAAUCACUCCAA
Sus scrofa (pig) is the source of this 3472-nucleotide messenger RNA. The record is from RefSeq and is a predicted model, not a curated record. Lineage: Eukaryota; Metazoa; Chordata; Mammalia; Artiodactyla; Suidae.